CCCUCCCUCCGGCUGGCGGAUGCAGUGCCUAGCAGCCGCUCUUAAGGACGAAACCAACAUGAGUGGGGGAGGGGAGCAGGCCGACAUCCUGCCGGCCAACUACGUGGUCAAGGAUCGCUGGAAGGUGCUGAAAAAGAUCGGAGGUGGGGGCUUUGGUGAGAUCUAUGAGGCCAUGGACCUGCUGACCAGGGAGAACGUGGCCCUCAAAGUGGAGUCAGCCCAGCAGCCCAAGCAGGUCCUCAAGAUGGAGGUGGCUGUGCUCAAAAAGCUGCAAGGGAAAGACCACGUGUGCAGGUUCAUUGGCUGUGGCCGGAACGAGAAGUUUAACUACGUAGUGAUGCAGCUCCAGGGCCGGAACCUGGCUGACCUGCGCCGCAGUCAGCCGCGAGGCACCUUCACAUUGAGCACCACGCUGCGGCUGGGCAAGCAGAUUCUGGAGUCCAUUGAGGCCAUCCACUCCGUGGGCUUCCUGCACCGAGACAUCAAGCCGUCGAAUUUUGCCAUGGGCAGGCUGCCUUCCACCUACAGGAAGUGCUACAUGUUGGACUUCGGGCUGGCCCGGCAGUACACCAACACCACGGGGGACGUCCGGCCCCCUCGGAAUGUGGCCGGGUUUCGAGGGACUGUUCGCUAUGCCUCUGUCAAUGCCCACAAGAACCGGGAGAUGGGCCGCCACGAUGACCUGUGGUCCCUCUUCUACAUGCUGGUGGAGUUUGCAGUGGGCCAGCUGCCUUGGAGGAAGAUCAAGGACAAGGAGCAGGUGGGGAUGAUCAAGGAGAAGUACGAGCACCGGAUGCUGCUGAAGCACAUGCCCUCCGAGUUCCACCUCUUCCUGGACCACAUUGCCAGCCUCGACUACUUCACUAAGCCUGAUUACCAGUUGAUCAUGUCGGUGUUUGAGAACAGCAUGAAGGAGCGAGGCAUUGCCGAGAACGAGGCCUUUGACUGGGAGAAGGCAGGCACUGACACCCUCCUGUCCACAAGCACCUCCACCCCACCUCAGCAGAACACCCGGCAGACAGCAGCCAUGUUUGGGGUGGUCAAUGUGACGCCGGUGCCUGGGGACCUUCUCCGGGAGAACACUGAGGAUGUGCUGCAGGGCGAGCACCUGAGUGACCAGGAGAACGCACCCCCAAUCCUGCCUGGGCGGCCCCCUGAGGGGCUGGGCCCCGGAUCCCACCUUGCCCCCCACCCCGGGGGUCCUGAGGCUGAAGUCUGGGAGGAAACGGAUGUCAACCGGAACAAACUCCGGAUCAACAUCGGCAAAACCCCCUGUGUGGUGGAAGAGGAGCAGAGCCGAGGUGUGGGGGUCCCCAGCUCCCCAGUGCGUGCCCCGCCAGAGUCACCAACAACCCCUGUCCGUUCUCUGCGCUACCGGAGAGUCAACAGCCCUGAGUCGGAAAGGCUGUCCAUAGCAGAUGGGCGGGUGGAACUGCAUGAGAGGAGGUCACGCAUGGAUCUGCCCGGCUCGCCCUCGCGCCAGGCCUGCUCCUCACAGCCAGCUCAGAUGCUCUCAGUGGACACCGGCCACGUUGACCGGCAGGCCAGCGGCCGCAUGGAUGUAUCGGCCUCCGUGGAGCAGGAGGCCCUGAGCAAUGCCUUCCGCUCGGUGCCGCUGGCCGAGGAGGAGGACUUCGACAGCAAGGAGUGGGUCAUCAUCGACAAGGAGACAGAGCUCAAGGACUUCCCCCCGGGCGCCGAGCCCAGCACAUCGGGCACCACGGACGAGGAGCCUGAGGAGCUGCGGCCGCUGCCCGAGGAGGGCGAGGAGCGGCGGCGGCCGGGGGCAGAGCCCACCGUCAGGCCCCGGGGACGCGGCAUGCAGACACUGGCUGAGGAGGACCUGCGGCAAAUGCCAUCCCAGCCCCCACCUCCCCUGCUGAGCCAGGCCGAUGGCCGGUCAGAGACAUCGCAGCCGCCCACACCUGGCAGCCCUUCCCACUCACCCCUGCACUCGGGACCCCGCCCUCGAAGGAGAGAGUCGGAUCCCACAGGCCCGCAGAGACAGGUGUUCUCCGUGGCGCCCUCGUUUGAGGUGAAUGGUCUCCCACGAGCUGUGCCUCUGAACCUGCCCUACCAGGACUUCAAGAAAGACCUCUCUGAUUACCGAGAACGGGCUCGGCUGCUCAACAGGGUCCGGAGGGUGGGCUUCUCGCACAUGCUGCUCACCACCCCCCAGGUCCCGCUGUCUCCUGUUCAGCCUCAAGCUAAUGGGAAGGAGGAAGAGGAAGAGGAGGAAGAGGAGGAAGAGGAAGAUGAGGAAGAGGAGGAGGAAGAAGAAGAGGAAGAAGAGGAGGAGGAGGAGGAAGAGAUGGAAGAGGAGGAGGAGGAGGAAAGGGAGGAAGAGGAGGAGGAGGAGGAGGAGGUAGUGGCCCUGGGGGAGGUGCUGGGGCCGUGCAGUGGCUCCAGCAGUGAGGGGAGCGAGAGGAGCACGGACCGGAGCCAAGAAGGUGCCCCGUCCACACUCCUGGCUGAUGAUCAGAAGGAGUCCAGGGGCCGGGCCUCCGUGGCCGACGGGGACCUGGAGCCUGAGGAGGGCUCCAAAACGCUGGUGCUCGUCUCCCCUGGCGACAUGAAGAAGUCGCCUGUCACUGCCGAUCUGGCCCCUGAGCCCGACCUGGGCACUCUGGCUGUCCUCACUCCUCAGCACGAGAGGCCCCAGCCCACUGGCAGCCAGCUGGACGUGUCUGAGCCAGGCACUCUGUCCUCUGUCCUCAAAUCUGAGCCCAAGCCCCCUGGGCCCGGGACAGGGCCGGGGGCCGGGGCAGUGAGCACAGGGGCAGGAGGAGUGGCAGUCACUUCCUCACCUUUCACCAAAGUCGAGAGGACCUUUGUGCACAUUGCGGAGAAAACCCACCUCAACGUCAUGUCUUCUGGUGGACAGGCCUCUCGGCCUGAGGAGCUCAGCGCUGUGGGUGAGCUGGACCUAGAGGUACCCUCUGAUGGGGGAGCUGUGGAAGAGGGAGCCUCCGUGCCCCUGGAGAACAUCGUCCAGUCAGGGCCAGAAAGUGGUGCCCUGUCUGGCCCCCCCGGGGACACCCCCUUGGAGGUGGCCACGGACUCACUGCCCAACGGCCCAACUCUUGACGAAGGGCCAGCCCCAGCAUCCCCGCUGGAGCCAGGCCCCGAGAAACUAGCCACCAUCUCCCCCAGCCGCCAUGCCAUGCCAGGCCCUCGCCCCAGGAGCCGUAUCCCUGUCCUAUUGUCUGAGGAGGACACAGGCUCGGAGCCCUCGGGCUCGCUGUCCGCCAAAGAGCGGUGGGGCAAGAGGGCCCGACCACAGCAGGACCUGGCCCGGCUGGUGAUGGAGAAGAGGCAGGGCCGCCUGCUGUUGCGGCUGGCCUCUGGGGCCUCGUCCUCCUCCAGUGAGGAGCAGCGCCGUGCCUCGGAGACGCUCUCGGGCACGGGCUCUGAGGAGGACACGCCCGCCUCUGAGCCCACGGCACCCAGGAAGGUCGGGCGGGCAGCUGCCACCCGGAGCCGGAUUCCCCGCCCCAUCAGCAUCCGCAUGCCCACGCCUGCCGCAGCCCAGCAGCCCCCUGGCAGACCCCAUGGCGCAGCCCCAGCAUCUGACACAGCCAUCACCAGCAGGCUCCAGCUGCAGAAGCCCCCAGGGUCGGCCGUCGCUUCUGACCUCCGCCCCAAACAGCCCUCCGGCCGCGGCCCGGGUCCAGGGCGAGCCCAAGCCGGCCCCAGGCCCCCCGCCCCGCGCAGUCCCGGCAUCCCCGCCUCCGCCCCGCGCAAUCCUAGUGCGUCUCCCAGGAGUCAGUCCCUGUCCCGCAAAGAGAGCUCCUCUCCCUCGCACCAGGCCCGGCCGAGGGGUCCCCCACCCCGGGGCGCCCCCCAGGCUCGGGCCCAGCCUGACGGCACCCCCUCCCCGGGGGGCCCCAAGAAAGGACCCAGAGGGAAACUCCAGACUCAGCGCUCAGCAACCAAAGGCCGGGCGGGGGUCGUGGAGGGCCGGGCCGGGGCCAGAUAAUGACGCGCGCGGCUCUUGGCGGCCCCCCACCCCUCACCCCGGCCCCCUACUCGCAGCCGGCCACACUGGAACAGCUCCCAGCACAGCCUUACGCGCCCGACGCGCGCCACCCGCGGCCCCAGCUUCCCGCCUGCACCCGCGAGGACG
Diceros bicornis minor is the source of this 4126-nucleotide messenger RNA. It is a transcript of the gene TTBK1, whose product is annotated as tau tubulin kinase 1. Gene Ontology annotation, cellular component: nucleus; cytoplasm. Bases 20 to 3979 code for a protein of 1319 amino acids. The record is from RefSeq and is a predicted model, not a curated record. NCBI's taxonomy places the organism in Eukaryota, Metazoa, Chordata, Mammalia, Perissodactyla, Rhinocerotidae. Gene Ontology annotation, biological process: peptidyl-serine phosphorylation; peptidyl-tyrosine phosphorylation; signal transduction. The transcript has 14 exons. Gene Ontology annotation, molecular function: ATP binding; protein serine/threonine kinase activity.